GCCCCUUGAGUUACGGGCGACAGGAACAGAGGUAUAUCGCUAAGUUGUCUUCGAAGUUCGAGCCCGAGGCCGCGGAUUUGGAGCCCGCUUGAACUUGAAACGACUGGUUUUGGAUCUGAAUGUGGGCUGCACUGUGACUUUGUGAGGGAGAGAGAGAGUGUGACAAUUUACAUCAGUGGGACACCAACAAAUCAGAAUGCUGAAGCGUAUUCUUUCUAAAAACUUUUGUGCUCUCCAGAAUGCUUUGGGUACAUCAUGGAAUGUCCAAGCAUCGAGAUGCCUGGGCCACACAUCUUCUACGGUGAACACAAGCAAUCCACCAAAGAGGCAAGAAACACUGAAGGUCCUUUCACCAAGCUUGUCCGCAGUUCUUGUCAACAAUCCCAGCAGUCGGCAGCAGCAAGGGACAUGUCCUGAGACCCUCGGCCGGCUUCUCUCCAGGCUGUCACUGUCACCUGAGGAAGCGGUUGCAACCAUCCAAUAUACCUUGCCGACAAGGUCGCCAGUGGCUCAAGUUGCGAUCUUAGACCCUGUUGCAAGUGUAGCAAUACCCUGGGACUGUCCAACUGCUGUUACUGAAGACUCUCUCGAUGUACCCUCUUCCCAAAGAGUGGAUGUCUUCAUCGAUGACCCUGCCACGAACCGUGGGGUCGCAAAGAAGGCUUCGAACAUUCUGCAGAAGAGGCACAGGAAGAUGAAGCGACAUCAGUACAAGAAGUGGCGCAAACGUAACCGCUUCAAGCUGCGCAUGCAGAAGCAACGGAGGCGCAAGAAACAGAAGGCAAGGUGGGAACGCCAUCUGAACAGGUUUCGGUUCGCAGAAUUGAAACCGUCGGAGGGGCAGCAAUACCUGGCAAAGAAACAAGAAAAGCUACAUUUGUACCUGAACUACCAUGGAGUGGAUGUUGAUGAUGGUAGUGCGCGUAAAGAGAUAAGUCCUGAAGAGAGCAAGAAGAGGCAAAAGAAGGGACCUAUCGGCACUUGUGUUAUAUCUUCUCAAGGGACAGGUAGUAUAACACCUAAACCACUUGUGCCAGUGGGCGUAAAGCUGUAAUGCUGAUGAGGUAUCAUUGUCGGUUGUGCGGCAUAUGCUCUGGCUUCAAUAUCUCUGCGGUCAAGAACCUACACUCACUGAAUUUAUAACUUCAGCCCUAGACCUGACACCAUACCCCUAACCAUAACCAAACCCUAAACCCAACACAAAACCAAAUACUUGAGCAUACUUUUGCUCUUGACAGACAGUGUAUGGUUGGAGAGUAAACCAUUAACUUCAUAUUGAAAAGGGGUACCAGUAUUCUCGAGUUUGUAUUGAAAUUACAAAACUUGAUUUCUGAAACAAGCAAUUAUUGUGACGUAAUUAGGGAAAUGUUAUUUACCAUGUUUUUUUCCAUUUAAUAUUGAAUGCAAAUGCAAAGGUCCACAGCAUCCAAACUGUACUGUGUUAAAAUAAAUAAAAG
Strongylocentrotus purpuratus (purple sea urchin) is the source of this 1457-nucleotide messenger RNA. RefSeq lists its product as uncharacterized. The record is from RefSeq and is a predicted model, not a curated record. NCBI's taxonomy places the organism in Eukaryota, Metazoa, Echinodermata, Echinoidea, Camarodonta, Strongylocentrotidae. Gene Ontology annotation, biological process: mRNA processing. The coding region runs from base 197 to 1054 and encodes 285 amino acids. Gene Ontology annotation, cellular component: mitochondrion. The transcript is spliced from 3 exons.